GGGCCCAUCGGCUUCCUGCCCUGCUUCGCGGGCAUGUGGCUCCUGGACAAGAGAGGUCUUCGGAUAACUGUGCUUCUGACAUCCUUCCUCAUGGUUUUGGGAACUGGUCUAAGAUGCAUACCUAUAUCAGACUUAGUGCUUAAACGAAGACUAAUCCAUGGAGGACAGCUUUUAAAUGGAUUGGCAGGCCCAACCGUAAUGAAUGCAGCUCCAUUCCUGUCCACAACGUGGUUUUCUGCAGAUGAACGAGCCACUGCCACAGCUAUCGCGUCCAUGCUCAGUUAUCUCGGUGGAGCAUGUGCAUUUUUAGUUGGACCACUUUUUGUUCCAGCUCCCAAUGGCACGUCGCCUCUUCUUGCAUCCGAGAAUAGCAGGGCCCACAUUAAAGACCGUAUAGAGACUGUAUUAUAUGCAGAAUUUGGAGUGGUCUGCUUAAUAUUUUCUGCAACUCUUGCUUAUUUCCCACCCCGGCCUCCCCUUCCUCCCAGUGUUGCUGCAGCUAGUCAGCGACUGAGUUAUCGGCGGAGCUUUUGUAGAUUAUUAAGCAAUGUGAGAUUUUUGAUGAUUGCUUUAGCAUAUGCCAUACCGCUCGGUGUAUUUGCUGGCUGGUCUGGAGUUCUGGACUUAAUUUUAACACCAGUGCAUGUCAGCCAAGUAGAUGCUGGCUGGAUUGGAUUUUGGUCCAUAGUUGGGGGCUGUGUUGUUGGAAUAGCUAUGGCAAGGUUUGCAGAUUUUAUCAGGGGUAUGCUGAAAUUAAUUCUUCUCCUCCUGUUUUCUGGGGCUACAUUAUCAUCCACGUGGUUCACCCUCACCUGUUUGAACAGCAUCACACACCUGCCUUUAACCACAGUGACGUUGUAUGCCUCCUGUAUUCUCCUGGGAGUGUUCUUGAAUAGCAGUAUACCUAUAUUUUUUGAGCUGUUUGUGGAAACUGUCUACCCAGUUCCAGAAGGAAUUACUUGUGGAGUUGUCACUUUUUUAAGUAAUAUGUUCAUGGGAGUGCUUUUACUUUUUCUCACAUUUUAUCACAAAGAGUUGUCUUGGUUCAACUGGUGCCUUCCCGGGUCGUGUUUGCUCAGUCUCCUCCUCAUUCUGUGCUUCAGGGAAUCCUACGACAGACUCUAUCUUGAUGUGGUUGUCUCCGUGUAAUAGCACAGACUCGAAGGAGUUUACAGAGAGACUGGAGAUCCAUUCUGCAUCCUGCACAUUUGCUCGGAAUUGCACACCUGACGGAUAAAAAGGAGAAGACAGAAAAUUCAUUCAGAGGUCUUGUGAAGUUACUGGUGAUCACAUUAAUUUAAUUACUACUAGGUAAUGACAAUGUGGGACUCAAAUGAUAACCGGGGAUUUAAAAACUCUCUAAAUGGCAUGCUUGUGCCCGCUGCUGGGGUUGGCAGUGUGCUGUCUUACACACAAGGCACUACCUAAAUAAUUCCCUCUGCUCUGUGCCAGUGCCACACUGCUGAUGGAUCCAUUGUUACUAUGAAAAGAAAUAAAGGGCGUCUAUCACAUGGAGAUAACGCCUUCCCUAAGGGACAUAUCAGAAUAGGAAGAAAUGCCACUAACUUCUAAAGAAGUUUAAACCUUAUAUCCGAUUUUAAUAAAAAAACAGCCAACAGGUAUAUCCAGAAUAGAAAUUAGCCCCAUGUACACUACAUUUUUUUCUAAUAAAGUCAUUUCUUCUAUGACUCCUUAUUUUUAACUAGAGGCCCAAUGCACGAAAUUCAUGCAAGGGGCUCUGCCCUCACAGCCAUGGCAGCUUGCCUCGGCCCUCGCAGCCUCGGCUACGUCUGGAAGGUCAUCCGGAAGGAUGUCCAGAAGGUCAUUCGGCUGUCUGGUCUAAUUAGCAUAUCACGUUUUUAUUAUUAUAGAUUAGGUCAGAAACCCCUGGCCAUCUUAUUAUGGUGACCAACCGCUUUCCAGUGACUUCAGAACACACACUUUGUGUCUCAACCUAAAGUUAUCCUUGUUUCUGUGAAAUACAGUUUCAUCUAUUAGACUCUUAAAUGAUUAUAUUAAAGGUGACUAAACGUUUAAUGUAGCCUCAUUAAAAAUUGUAUGACAAAUAUAAUUCCAUUCUGAUUUAGCACUUUGUUAAAAGAGAAAUGACAAAUCACAUAGGACAUUCUAUAUCUUCAGGUGUGUGUGUGUGUGUGUGUGUGUGUGUGUGUGUGUGUAUCAGAUAUUAUUUACAGGGGUUACAUUUUAUUAAAUGACCUUUGUUUGAAAAUAACAAUUUAUAACAUUGAAA
Molecule: messenger RNA, 2251 nt
Organism: Myotis lucifugus (little brown bat)
Lineage: Eukaryota; Metazoa; Chordata; Mammalia; Chiroptera; Vespertilionidae
Gene: SLC49A4
Product: disrupted in renal carcinoma 2
Biological process (GO): transmembrane transport
Cellular component (GO): intracellular membrane-bounded organelle; membrane
Molecular function (GO): transmembrane transporter activity
Source: RefSeq, a predicted model, not a curated record